This is a messenger RNA of Bacillus rossius redtenbacheri, 4144 nucleotides long. RefSeq names its product E3 ubiquitin-protein ligase Bre1 (gene Bre1). The record is from RefSeq and is a predicted model, not a curated record. Bases 213 to 3149 code for a protein of 978 amino acids. Gene Ontology annotation, molecular function: metal ion binding; ubiquitin protein ligase activity. NCBI's taxonomy places the organism in Eukaryota, Metazoa, Arthropoda, Insecta, Phasmatodea, Bacillidae. The transcript is spliced from 17 exons. Gene Ontology annotation, cellular component: nucleus; HULC complex.
ACUACGUGUUCUUUGUAAUAUUUACUGUCGUUAUCUAUGUUGUAAUGGGACCGUCCUUUGACGUUAAUUUUAUGUAUCAUAUUUCACAAUGGUGUUUUUAAAUGUUUUGAUGCGUUUAGUGAGGUACUUAGAUUAAAUUAAACAAUGCAUCUUAUCUGUCGUGAUUGCGUACUAAGGUAGGACAAACCCCUGACGUCCAGAAGACAACAACAAUGUCGAAGCGGCCAGCAGACAACGAUGCUGGCACGAGCGGUCAGCCGCCCAUCAAGAAAGUUCAGUUUGAGCCAGUUAGGAUAGGUCCCAUCUCAACCUUGGAAGAAAUGGACAUGAAAGUUCUGCAGUUUCAGAACAAGAAGCUUGCACAGCGUUUAGAACAACGGCAGCGUAUUGAAGCGGAACUGCGGACAAGAAUAGAGCAACUGGAGAAGCGACAGACGCAGGACGAUGCUGUGCUCAAUGUUGUCAAUCGCUACUGGAACCAGCUCAAUGAGGAUAUAAGAGUGUUGUUGCAGCGGUUUGAUGCAGAGACGGCUGACGAAUCGGAAAAUAGAAAUGAAAACGAGGCGACAACAUCGUUCCUCAUGCAGCUGUCGACCUGGGACAAGGAGGAGCUGGACGAGAAGUUGGCCAACCGUGUACAAGUGUCCAAGCGAGCUGUGGCCAAAGUGAUUCAAGCGUUCGACAGGCUCAUGCAGAGGAACGAGAAGAUCACCCUGGCCUUGAAAGGGGAACUAGAUGGAGGUUAUUGGAAUCUUCUCCCGUCUUGUGAUCAGUAUGAAGCACCAAAUCUUGAUGAAACAGUCAGGCAAACAAAUAUUGAAGUCCAGGCUGAAAAUAGAAAUCUUCAAGCUCUUAAUACAUCGCUGCAUGAGAAAUACCACACAAUUUCAUUAAAGAUGGCGGAAUAUCAAGACAAGCUUGCUGGCAGGGAAACAGAAAUAGCAGAGCUCAGGAAUCAGAUAGAUGAUCUGCAGUAUGAGUUACUGAAGGUUCAGUCUCGAAAUGACAAACUGGAAAACCAUCUGGCUGAGGCUAUUGAAAAACUUAAAACUUACCAGCAGAUUCAUGGAGAGGAUAAGACUGUUGUGAAACCUGUGGUAACUUCAAGUGUAUCUCAGAAGAAGCUGGAGGACCUGCAGAAGGAGCUAGAGGAGCUGAGGGAGAUGUCCAACAACAGGCUGCAGGAGCUGGACAAGCUGCACCAGCAGCACCGCGAUGCCCUCAAGGAGGUCGAGAAGCUCAAGAUGGACAUCCGCCAGCUUCCAGAAUCAGUUAUUGUGGAAACAACUGAAUAUAAAUGCUUACAAUCUCAGUUUUCUGUGCUGUACAAUGAGUCCAUGCAGCUGAAAACUCAGUUGGAUGAAGCUCGUCAGCAACUUCAGACCAGCAAGAAUGCACAUCUCAGGCAUAUUGAAAUGAUGGAGAGUGAAGAGCUCAUAGCGCAAAAGAAACUGCGGUCAGAGGUAAUCCAGUUGGAAGACAUCCUGGCCCAGUUGCGCAAAGAGUACGAGAUGCUGCGCAUUGAGUUUGAGCAGAACUUGGCUGCCAACGAGCAGACAGGCCCCAUCAACAGAGAGAUGAGGCACCUGAUCACCUCUCUGCAGAACCACAACCAGCAGCUCAAAGGGGAGGUGCAUCGGUACAAGAGGAAGUACAAGGAAGCAAAUACUGAAAUACCUAAGCUGAAGAAGGAGCUGGAGGACCUGGCGACCAAGCUGGGGCAGCAGUCCUCGCAGGAGGGCAAGGAGGGCUCGUCGUCGGAGUCGCCGUGCAAGGAGGAGGAUGCGGGGGGGUCCGCCCCGGGCCCCGCCCAGGUCAAGGAGGAGCAGGGUGCCGGCCCCAGCAAGGAGGGCGGCGAGGAGGAGACGGAGGGGGAUGAAGGUGACAAAGAAGGUGACAAGGAUAAACAGCUGCAGUCACCAAAUGUGAAGAAAGAAAAAGAUGUUAAAAAAGAAAAGGAUGUCAAAAAAGAUGUAAAAACUGAGAAAGAUCACAAGGAGCAACAUCGUGCGAAGGAAGCUAAAGCAGUUGAAUCUGAACUUGUCCGUGAUCUUAGAGCACAACUUAAGAAAGCCCUGAAUGACCAGAAAGAGAUGAAGCUGUUGCUGGACAUGUACAAGGGCGUGAGCAAGGAACAGCGCGACAAAGUGCAGCUCAUGGCAGCUGAAAAAAAGACUAGAGCCGAGCUGGACGACAUUCGCCAGCAGUUGAAAAAGUUGCAGGACAACAAACGCGAAGAGCGCAAAAAACUUUGUGAUGAAGAUGCAAUGCGUAAAAUCAAGCAGCUUGAAGAGCAGGCUUACCAGCUUCAGAAACAGGUGGCGUCCCAGAAACAGGUAGAUGGCAGUUGGACUUCACAGAGCAACUUUAACCUCAUGAGACCGUUUGAGGAAGAGGCACUGCUGAACGAAAUGGAAGUGACUGGUCAAGCAUUUGAAGACAUGCAGGAACAAAAUUCAAGACUUAUCCAACAACUUCGAGAGAAAGAUGAUGCAAAUUUUAAGUUGAUGACAGAACGUAUUAAAUCCAACCAGUUACAUAAACUAGCAAGGGAAGAGAAGGAUGUGCUGAAAGAGCAAGUGGCAACACUGACAACUCAGGUAGAGGCGACCAAUAUAGUUGUGCGCAAGCUGGAAGAGAAAGAACGAAUCCUUCAGAACUCUCUGGCAACUGUGGAAAAGGAGCUGGCCAUCCGGCAACAAGCGAUGGAAAUGCACAAACGCAAGGCCAUUGAAAGUGCUCAGUCUGCUGCAGACUUGAAGCUUCAUUUAGAGAAAUAUCAUGCCCAAAUGAAGGAAGCUCAGCAAGUUGUUGCUGAGAAGACUAGUGCAUUAGAAGCAGAGGCAUAUAAAACUAAGAGACUUCAGGAGGAAAUAGCUCAGCUGCGACGCAGGACAGAACGUAUGAAGAAGAUUGAAAUGGCUGGUACUUUAGAUGAAGUGAUGUUAGAGGAGAUCAGGGAAUAUAAAGAGACGCUCACAUGUCCCUCAUGUAAAGUGAAACGUAAAGAUGCUGUUCUUAGCAAAUGUUUUCAUGUUUUUUGUUGGGAUUGUUUGCGAACUCGGUAUGAGACCAGACAACGAAAGUGUCCUAAGUGUAAUGCAGCUUUCGGGGCCAAUGAUUAUCACCGAUUAUAUCUUUCGACAUAAGUCAAAAGAUGUUUUAACUCAAGUGAUUGUAUUUUUCCAUGCAUUUUUAUACCUCAUUUUAUAUUAUUUGAUUGUCAUAAAAAUUAAAUUAUUUUUAGUUUAUAUAUAUAUAUACUUUUGUGUUGUAAAGUACACUGUGGAGUUCUAUACUUAAUAUUUAGUAAUUUUUUUUCUAUUCUGUAUUGCCUAGUGGUACUGGUACCACAAAAGUAGUUCAAUAUCAAAUGUUAGUCAAUUGAAAGGAUAUGAAGUAACUUUUAAUUCAUAAAAUAAUAUAUUUCUUAUGUUAUUGCUGCAUAAAUUAACUAAGAAGAAUGUGUUUACAGUGGUUCCUGCUUUGCUGAGUUUUUAUUGUUUAUAUGUAUAUAAGUUCAGUGUAAAUUAUUUUGUCUUAAUUUUUUAUAUUAAUUUUAAUGAUAGGUGUUAUAACUUUUUGAGAAAUAAACCAUAUAUGUAUAUUAUACAAUGUUCAAUAGAUUAAUGGUUAGUUGACUACCAUUAAUGAAAGUUUGUAUUUAUUAAAAUGUACAAUAAUUAAUGUAGGCUGUUUCAAUUUGUCAUUUUCUCAUUGUACAAGUGUAUGUUAGUAUGGGCUAUAAAAGAGUUUUUUCUAUGUAUUUGGACAUUUACAAUUCAUUAACUUUCCCGUUGUAGUACUGGCGACCACAGUGGUAACUCAUAAUUCCACCAAGGUGAUUUAGGUUCAGCACUUGGUGGGGUCAUGCCUGGUUAUUUUGUAAGUUGGUGGACCUUGCAGUAAACCAAUGGGUUUUUCAAAGGGUUCUUUUAUUUCCUCCCCCUUUCUCUUCCUUUUCUCUUGUUCAUUGUUGAAACAUAUUCUAUUGCCACGUCAUCUCAUCGUUUCACUCCUCAUACGUCUCUAAUAGUGAUGGGUCAAACUCGAGAUUCGGAAAUAAAAUAAUGUAUAAGCAAAAACACAGACAUUUAAGUUUCUAAAGAAACAUUAAUUCCACCCAUUAAACUUCUUUUUUUUU